Messenger RNA from Acyrthosiphon pisum (pea aphid), 3899 nucleotides. It is a transcript of the gene Oatp74D, whose product is annotated as Organic anion transporting polypeptide 74D. NCBI's taxonomy places the organism in Eukaryota, Metazoa, Arthropoda, Insecta, Hemiptera, Aphididae. The transcript has 9 exons. Gene Ontology annotation, cellular component: basolateral plasma membrane. Gene Ontology annotation, biological process: transmembrane transport; sodium-independent organic anion transport. Gene Ontology annotation, molecular function: protein binding. The record is from RefSeq and is a predicted model, not a curated record. Bases 802 to 2979 code for a protein of 725 amino acids.
AGCACGAAGGUCGUCUGUGGGUCGCACGGCGGCGGUGGCGGCGGCUCGGCUUCGCCGGCAAACCGACACCGUACCGAGCGAGCGCGCCGCCGCCGAUCGCAGUAGCAGUGCUCCGGUCGUCCAGACCUCCUGACACACGCGCGCGCAUGCUCUUCCAAUCCACCGCCGCCGCCGCCGCCACUGUCGUCCGGUGCGAAUGAUAAUAACAAUAACAAUAACAAUAAUAAUACAAAUAUUCACAACAAUAAUAACACACACAUAAUAAUACUCAACGUGUAUAAUAUUGUUUAACGCUCUCGUUCGUUCUUACACCCAGCUCACCAGCCGUAAUAUAAAAUAGGAUAUUUAUCUUCUGAAAGUUCGAUAGUCAUAAUUAUAAUAUAUCAUACUUAAAACUUACUUAAAACGUACUUAGUAAAACCUUUUAAGUCGGUUUGACGGUUUGUCGCGAGUGCAUAGUUUUAUUAUUAGCGGCGUGCGACGUCCAAACGAUAAACAGAUAAAUAAAUCAUAGUGAUAGCUUCCGCGGCACACCAGCGAGGGUGACAGACGCGUGCGGUCAGUCCGGGGGAGAACGUAGCGAUCGGGAUCGGUCGCGAGCUGCAGAAGCGAAGAGCGGAACAGCAUCAGCAUCAUCACCAGCAACGACCAAAGUUCUAAUCGUGCCCGGUCCGCCGUAUCCAUGAUCACAAUGACAACAGAGACGACUGGACGACGCAGUGCAAAGUGAACCAGCAUACACAACGUAGUAUUUUAGCCACUCAGAAUUUAAAGUGACGCGUGCGCUCAGAAGCUACCGCAAUGGCCGCAUUCAAGGGUCCAACCGGGACAGCGGCCGACGACAAGGAGGCGACAGACGCCAUGCUGGCCACCACCGUAAUCGGCGGCGUCACGGUAGCUACCGAUGACGAUGACGACGACGACGAUCGCGACGUGCAGUGCGGCAUCGGGCCGUGCCGGUCCAAAUGGAUGCAGGUUUUCGCGUCCAAGCAAGUGUUCCUGGCCACGUUCUGCUUCAGCUGGGUGCUGCAGGGCAUGUUCUCUACGUACUUUGUUAGCGUGAUCACCACGCUGGAAAAGCUGUUCCAGCUGCAGAGCAAGACAAUGGGACUGGUGCUGAGCGCCACCGAAAUCGGACAGAUCGGAUCGUCCCUGUUGCUCACGUAUUACGGCGGUCAGGGACAUCGGCCCAGGUGGAUAGCGUCCAGCAUGGUGCUGUUCGGCGUGGCUGCGUUCGCGUGCUCGUCACCACACUUCCUGUUUGGCCACCACCAGUAUUCGUCGUCGGCUUCGAUGAUGGGAGCCGGAAACUCGACUACCGACUAUUACCCGUCCAACAUGUGCGUGGCUCCCGACCUCAACAUUAGUGACAGUGGUAGUACUCGGCAACCAGUGCAGCAACACGACAUGUGCGAACAGAACGAACUGUCCGAACAGCUGGAACAGUCCAGGAACACGCAAAUCGUGCUGGUCAUAUUUUUCACCAGCCUGCUGGGCGUGGGCAUCGGGCAGACGGCCGUCUACACGCUGGGCAUACCUUUUAUCGAUGACAACGUCGCCAGCCGCGAGUCACCACUGUACUUCUCCAUCACAAUUGGGGUCCGUAUACUUGGACCAUCGUUUGGGUUCCUGUUGGGCGCCUUGUGCACCAGUCUGUACGCGGACCUCAGCAGCGAGCCCAACAUGGACACCAACAACCCGCGGUGGGUGGGUGCCUGGUGGCUGGGGCUGGUCGGCAUUUCGGCCACGCUACUGUUGGCCUCCGUGCCUAUGUUCGCGUUCCCCAAGCGGUUGCCCGGUCCGUCGUCGGCCAGCAACGCCACCCUGAAAAAGCAGAACCCACCCCAGCUGGCCGUCAACGGAUGCGCUGAACCGUCUCUGUCAUCGCCGCCACCGCCUCCUUACGACGGCCUGUCAGCCGUGCCCAAGGCGCCUAGACUCAAAGAUUUUCCGACCGCCGUUAAAAGGCUUCUGAAGAACGACAUGCUCAUGUACAGGACCGCGAGCAGCGUGUUCCAUCUGUUGCCGCUGGCUGGCAUCUACACGUUUCUGCCCAAAUACUUCGAGUCGCAGUUCCACUUUCCCACGCACACCGCAAACAUGGUUACAGGUAUUUACGGAAUUAUGGUUAUGGGCAUUGGAAUCAUAAUAUCGGGAAUAUUCAUAUUGAAGAAAAAUCCCAAUGCCAGAGCAGUGGCCGCGUGGAUUGCGUUUACGGCCCUGGCAUACGCCAUCGGUAUGUGCAUUUUAAUGUUUUUCGGAUGUCCAACCACGAACAUCACAGGAUUACGAUACGACGAGCUGAAUCAGCCCAAGUUCGAGUCUUCGUGCUCAGACCAAUGCGUGUGCGACGAGGAGUUGUUCAGUCCGAUUUGUGGAGUGGACGGGAUAACGUACUUCUCGGCGUGCCACGCCGGAUGCCGGAAUCGGACGUCCAGAAAAGAGUACAUCUCUGGCUACAAGUUCACAGACUGCCAGUGCAUGAACACCAAUGCCACGGAAGCGUUCCCGGGCCCGUGCAAAGACGAUUGCGAGGACUCGGGCUUUUGGUACAUAGCUCUGUUCUCCUUGUUCGUGUUCAUCCAUUCCACUUCGGAGGUGGGAAGCAUGUUGCUCAUACUUCGAUGCGUACAUCCUCAGGACAAAGCCAUGGCUCUCGGGCUCAUACAAUUCGCCAUAGGCCUAUUUGGUAACGUUCCUUGCCCCAUAUUGUACGGAGCGGUCGUCGACUCUGCGUGUCUCAUAUGGGAAAUGACGUGCGGAAAACAAGGAGCGUGCUCUCUGUACAACUCGGACUCGUUCCGUAUAUUCUACCAUGGUGUUACUGGGAUACUGAUGAUGUGCGCCUUUUUUGUUGAUAUAAUUGUCUGGUAUAAGGCGGGGAGUAUAAACUUUGAGGACGAUCAUCAACUGCCGGUUAACGAGGAAGAACUGAGCCAACUGACACCCAUCACUGACAAGACCGAAACAACUGUUUGACUAAAGUAGAUGGUACUAAAGAACAUCAAUAUUAACACGAUAUGUCAUGUUCCUUAUUCAUAACCUCGGAGAGAUCUGUUUAAUAUUUAUUGAAUUUUAUACGGAUUAAAUUUAUAACUUUUUCAUUUAUAACUUAUGUAAAUAUAUUAGGUGUAAAAUUAAUAUUUUUAAUGAUUUUACGUACGUCAAAACAUGACAAAAUUAUAUUACUAUAAUCACCACAUGGUGCUUUCAAUUUAUAUAAAAAAAAGUAGCAUCACUUACAGUUUAUAUAGAUGGAAUAAUUAUUUUCGUUCCUUACUGGUACAAUAAUACAUUUAUUGUAGGCAACGAAAAAUAAACAAUAGAAUUUUUUUUUAUAUGUUUUUUAUUAGAUAUAUUUUUAUAAACGAUUAUUUAUUGUGAAUACUAUGCGUAUUUUAUUGUUGAUAGGAAAUUUGUUAUUUUAGGUGAAACUUUUUUUCGUAUUUUCAAGUCAAUUACUUUUGUAACAAACAAUCUUUUUAUUUUAUUUUUUUUUUUGUUGACUUUAUAUUAUUGUAUAUUUUAUUGUAUUAAGCUUACAGUAUACAUCACUUUAUAACAUAAAAUUAGAUAAUAAUAUAUAAUGCAAAAUCGUCAAAUCUUACGUUUUUGAAUUAUAAUAAUAUUGUAGUGUGUUGUUUUUGUAAUCUCAAAUUCAUGGUGGACCACGAAGACCCAACAAAUUAAAACGAUGAAAAGGCUGUAUUCGUUUUCUUGUAAAACAAUAAUAAUUUAUUAUAAUUUUACAAAUUAAAUUCGAUUUUAAUUUUGUUAAUUUAUUAUAUUUCUAAUUGAAUAUUAUCUAAUUUUAUUUUUCAAACGUCACGUAAUAUUACAUUAAGUUACCUUUUUAUAUAGAUAAACAUGAAUUAAUUAAAAUUUUAUUAGUAUAAUAU